AUGGCAGGCAUGGCUAUUUCUAGUCAAGGUCAGCUGCAGAGGAUUCCCUGCCCAAUCGGUAUGGAGAAUGCUCCCAGCCAUGGAAAUAACAAGGAAGGAGAGAAAGACAGCAGUUUGCAGGAUGGGGGAGGCAGCAGAGAGAGCCUAUUGCUGGCUAUGGAGCAGGAGAGAAGAGCUGAGCUGGAAGCCAGGAGGAGGAGAUGGGCAGUGACUUGGCCACCACUGCCGACCCACCAGAAGCCGAAGCCUCCUGACUCCGAGACCAUGAUCCUUCACAUCCUGCUGUCCUCCAUCUCUCUGCUCACUGUGGCUCUCAACCUGAUGGUCAUCAUCUCCAUCUCCCACUACAGGCAGCUCCACACCCCCACAAACCUUGUCCUCCUGUCUCUGGCUGUCUCAGACUUCCUUGUGGGCCUCCUGCUCAUACCAGUUAAAAUCCUCCUCACAUGGGUCUGCUGGUUUUGGGGGGAACACAUGUGUGCUGUGCGUUACUGUACUUCCUUUAUUGUUACCUCUGCCUCAGUAGGAAACAUGGCGCUCAUAUCAGUCGACCGCUAUGUGGCUAUUUGUCACCCUCUGCAUUACCCCACCAAAGUCACUCAGAGCAAAGCUAAAGUCUGUGUUUGUGUGUGUUGGAUUGGCUCUGUUCUCUCUACAAGUUAUCUUCUAAAAGAUUUACUUAGGCAACCAAACAGAUUUAUGUCUUGUCAUGGAGAGUGUGUGAUUAUUAUUGACUACAUCACAGGAACUGCUGACUUUGUCUUAAACUUUUUCCUUCCCAUUACUGCCAUCAUAGUUCUGUACAUCAGAGUGUUUGUGGUCGCUGUGUCUCAGGCUCGUGCCAUGAGAUUCCACAUUGUGUCUGUCACUCUGCAGCCUUCAGGGACUGGAACUGCUAAGAAAUCGGAGCUGAAAGCAGCCAGGACUCUUGGUAUUGUCGUAGUUGUGUUUCUGAUAUGUCUCUUUCCAUAUUACUCUCCCUCUCUUGCAGGCCAGGAUUACACAGUUGGUCCUUCAUAUUUGUCCUUCGGGAUUUGGUUGAUGUUUUGUAACUCCUGUGUAAAUCCUUUGAUCUAUGCCUUUUUCUACCCCUGGUUCAGAAAAUGUAUUAAACACAUAGUUACACUUCAGAUCCUGCAGCCUGACUCCUGUGAGGCCAACAUACUGUAG
Molecule: messenger RNA, 1170 nt
Organism: Myripristis murdjan (pinecone soldierfish)
Lineage: Eukaryota; Metazoa; Chordata; Actinopteri; Holocentriformes; Holocentridae
Product: trace amine-associated receptor 1-like
Exons: 3
Coding region: 1-1170 (389 amino acids)
Biological process (GO): G protein-coupled receptor signaling pathway
Cellular component (GO): membrane
Molecular function (GO): trace-amine receptor activity
Source: RefSeq, a predicted model, not a curated record